GAAACGGGAAAGUAGAGAGAAUUGGCCGCUGGGAGAGUAGUUGUAAGUCGGUGAGUCGUCGAUACUCGAUAGAUGGUUAAGAAAUCGAAAAAUGGCGGUGGAAACGAAUUUUGCAUCGUUGUUUGAGAAGCUGAAAGUGGAAGAUCCAUGGCUACCUCCUCGAACCUGGGAAUCCAUUCCUUCUCAAAGUGGCCCUCUUCCUCCUCCUCCAGCCUCUCAAUCUCCCAUUUCCUCCUCUUCAUCAGUCUCCGAGGCAACUUUGGUGAGGUUGGCACUGAAUGCACUGCAAGGUGUAGAAUCAUCUCUUUUUAGCAUUGGAAAAAUUUCUGCUGCCUUUUGUUCUGACCCUGCGGAUAGGACUUUCCAUCAAACACCUAGUCUUUGGUAUCGGUCUUCGAGCACUCAUGCUCUGGGAAAGAUUCUCAAAUCAAUAGGCUGCUCAGGUUUCUUAGUUUUCCUUCUCCGUAAGUUUGUAGAUUAUUUUACAAAUUUGAAUCUCAAUGGAAAUUCAUUUUCACUACAAAAGGGCUGGGAAAGUUCUCAAGCAGAAGAUAAUCAGAAUCAUGGUGGCCAGAAAGUACAAGAGGAAGAGAGUCCUAAAUACAGCCUUGUUAAUCAAGCUUUCUCUGUAGCUAUAGGAAAGUUUUUGGAAGGGUACAUUUGUGCAUUGGACACAUUAUAUGCAUCAGUAAAUGUAAGGCGUUCAUCAAAGAGUAGUGAAGUUUCUGCAGGUGUGUCUUCUGGCUGUCUUACAAGUGUAGUUUACUCUGAAAUUACGCUACUGGAGGUAUACCUGCAUACCAAGGAAUUGAGGACCCAGGUUGAAGCCCUUGGGAAUAUAUGCAACCUGCAUAAUUUAGCUCUUUGCUUCUCAGAAUCUUCUUUUGAAGAACUAAGUUAUAAAGCAACCUUGGGAUUUCAUAACUUCUUCAGGGGAGGUGACCUGCUUAGUUACUUAUAUACACAACUUAAGGUUGCGGACCCUGCUCACGGUGCUUUGCUCAAGUUUCUCUUUCUUCGGUCAUGUGAACCUUAUUGUGAGUUUAUAAGGUCAUGGAUAUUUAAAGCUGAGAUUAAUGAUCCUUAUAAGGAGUUUGUUGUAGAAUACAUUGAUACAUUACAACAUUCUUCCUCCGGUAAAGCUUGCAUCUCAACUGACUUUCCAGUUGCUAGUAUUACGGAGCGGAAUGGAGCUGCUGUUCCAUGUUUCCUGAAGGAUGUUUUGGUUCCCCUUGUCAGGGCUGGUCAGCAGCUUCAAGUUCUAAUGAAAUUGCUUGAAUUGCGUAAAUAUGUUGAUCCUGGAGACUAUACUUAUUCAUAUUUUCUUCCUUGCUGGAGUGGUUUUGCUGGCAGUAAUCCGUUUUAUGCUUCUUCAAUCACUUUUAGCAAAGAAAAUAUAGAAGCCUUGGUUCUCAUGCGGAAUAGUUACUAUGAAAGGAUGGAGCAGAAACUUGAAAACUUACUGACAGGGUUGGAAUUCAAUUAUCAACAGGUCAUUUCGCAUUGUGCCAAACCUCAUUUCUUUGGUACUAGUGGAGGCACUGAAGAUUCACUCACAGUGGAUGACAAAUUGUUUAUUAAUUCGACAACAAAAGGAAGUUUCUCUAACGUGCCUCUUGACAUAAAUGAUUUUGAUGACUCUAGUACAAAAGAUGGAUCCUAUCAUGAAACUGAUAUCUUUGAAUCAUUUGAGUGUUCAUCUAUGAGUAGUGUUGAAGAACAUACUGAGUCUGCACUAAGCUUUUCUGUUAGUACCCCAGUUUGUAACCCAAUGCAACAAGCUUUUCAGAAUGGAGAGUCUGAAUAUAUGGAAAGUGGUUUACAGUCAGUAAGAACUGGUGGGCAUGGCAGUUUUAUAGGUUCUGAACCUGGUCUGAUAUAUGAGCACUUAUCUAUGCACCUUGAGUCAAACUGGUUGUGUGCAGAAGCUGAAUCUGCAAAUAUCCUACCUUCCAAAGGUUGUCCAGUUAAUUGUGCAUGGUUUAAUGCUUUUUAUAUUGAUGGGGAUGACAGAGAUGAUAAAAGAUUGCGUCAAUUUAAUUCUGGAAAACAGACGAGAAAAUGUAACACACAAUUCUUUGAUAAAUUUGUGCGACAUUUUAAUGAAUCAAUUGCUAUUAACAAGACUUCAGCAGUGGACCUCUCAAAUGAGGGUCAACUUGAAAAGGAGUCUACUUCAGAGUUAUUCCAAUUGCAACAGUUAGAGCUUACUUGCAAUGGCAACCUUUUAAGUAAAAACCCAAUGGUGGCAAACAAUGGUUUUCUAGGUCUGAUGAACAAACCUGGUGACUCAAGUGGCAUACCUUGUUUUGAUUUUUCUUCAGUUGAUGACCCUUGUAAGGUUUAUGUCAAAAGGCUAGCUUCUGGGGUUACACAUGAAUUUCCUGAGAAUACCAAUUCCGUGACAAACGGUACUGGUAAUCAGGAUGAUAAACAAGGCUAUGGAGGAGAUGUUCUCUUGAUUGACAAUUCAAAAGGUUCUCAUGCUGUUUCAACUUCGGAGUUAAAGAACGAAAACCAGGAUGUCAUUUCAACAACUGUUUCUGGUGGAAGUUAUUGGGAGAGUUUGCUUGGUAGUUCUAGCAGCCCUUAUGGCAGUAGGAAUGGAGAUAUAAAACUGAAUACAUCGUCCACAUUUGAGAUACCACUUGACUUUGUAAUUGACAAAUGCCUACUGCAGGAAAUCUUGCUUCAAUAUAACUAUGUCAGCAAGUUAACCAUCAAAAUACUUGAAGAAGGUUUUGAUUUGCAAGAACAUUUGUUAGCACUGAGGCGAUAUCAUUUUAUGGAACUGGCAGACUGGGCGGAUUUGUUUAUUAUGUCCCUUUCGCGUCAUAAAUGUUGUGUUACAGAGGUGGAGCGGAGACUCUCUGAAAUUCAAGGACUUCUUGAGUUGUCAGUGCAGAGGUCAUCUUGUGACAGAGACCAUCAUAAAAAUAGAUUAUUUAUAUAUGCAAAAGGGCAUGGGAUGAUGCCUCUUUCAACUUCUACAAUUGGUGUUCAUUCCUUUGACUUUUUAGGUCUUGGCUACCGAGUGGAUUGGCCUGCCAGCAUUAUUUUGACUCCUAGUGCAUUGAAAAUAUAUUCCGAUAUAUUCAACUUUCUGAUUCAAUUGAAGCUUGCUGUUUUUUCAUUGACUGAUGUAUGGUGCUCAUUAAAGGAUGUAGUGCAGUUGAUCUGUCAAAAACGCUAUCGUACUCUGCAUGAACGAGAAGUGGGUCAUUUUAACAUGUUAAUGAAGUUGAGGCAUAAGGUCAAUCAUUUUGUAUCUACAUUACAGCAGUAUGUACAGUCACAACUAUCACAUGUAUCAUGGUGCAAGUUUCUUCACUCCUUUAAGCACAAGGUCAAAGAUAUGAUGGAUCUUGACUCAGUGCACAUGGCAUAUUUAACUGAUUCACUAAAUAUAUGUUUUCUAUCUGAUGAAACAAAAGCUAUAGCCAGUACCAUAGAGAAUAUUUUGCAGAGUGCCCUAGAUUUCCGGUCUUGUCUUACUGGUGGUAUAUGGAACACGGGACUUGCACAAGACGAUUUACUGGAUAAACUUUCUAGGAUCAAUGUAUCUCAGGUUCUUGCCAUAAAAGAAAAGUUCGACAAAAAUCUUAAUGAACUGCAUCUACUCUACCUCAAAUCACCUAAACACGGUGAAUCUGGGCUUUCCUGUUUCUGGGGAUAUCUCAACUAUAAUGAUUACUACACAAACGAGAAUGAAAUGAGCUAUUAUGCUUUCUCAAUCUGAAGUCUUUUCCAUGAAUAUCAAAAGUGGGCAGUUAUUUGUAUUCUCGUGUGCCAUAAGAGUUCAUGAAACAAGCUCGAAGUAGAACUAGAAGUCCGUGGUUUGGAUUCAGAUAAUUUGUUGGUGUCAAAGCAGCAGCCAACCUGCAUCAUAGCAUCUUUGUUCUGCUGCUGUUGGUGUUCAUGCGAGGUAAGGCAUCAACCCUUUAUUUAGUUGGUUAUGGUGAAGCAGUAACGUGCAAUUUUACAUAUGUUGUGUUUCUUGU
This is a messenger RNA of Hibiscus syriacus, 4001 nucleotides long. RefSeq lists its product as uncharacterized. Lineage: Eukaryota; Viridiplantae; Streptophyta; Magnoliopsida; Malvales; Malvaceae. Gene Ontology annotation, biological process: microtubule nucleation; cytoplasmic microtubule organization; spindle assembly. The coding region runs from base 92 to 3739 and encodes 1215 amino acids. Gene Ontology annotation, cellular component: gamma-tubulin complex; spindle pole; centrosome. The record is from RefSeq and is a predicted model, not a curated record. Gene Ontology annotation, molecular function: microtubule minus-end binding; gamma-tubulin binding. The transcript is spliced from 15 exons.